UGAGCUCCAUCAGCCGCAUCCUGCGGAGCAAGUUUGGCAAAGGCGAGGAAGAGGAGGCUGAGCUGGAAAGAAAAGAGGUGGAGGAAGGUGACAAGAAGGCCAAGCACAGCAUUGACGGCAUCCUCAGCGAAAGAGCAUCAGCACCUCAGUCUGAUGAAGGCUCUGACAUUGAUUCUGAACCAGAUUUGCCUUUAAAAAGAAAGCAGCGUCGCAGCAGGACAACCUUCACAGCAGAACAACUGGAAGAGCUGGAAAGGGCUUUUGAGAGGACACACUACCCUGACAUUUACACCAGGGAAGAACUUGCACAAAGAGCCAAGCUCACAGAGGCUCGUGUCCAGGUCUGGUUUAGCAAUCGUCGUGCCAGAUGGAGGAAGCAGGCAGGAGCCAACCAACUGAUGGCUUUCAACCAUCUGAUCCCUGGAGGUUUCCCACCCAGUGCCAUGCCAACUUUGCCAACGUACCAGCUCUCUGAGCCCUCCUACCAACCCACCUCCAUACCCCAAGCCGUGUCUGAUCCAAGCAGCACCGUCCAUAGACCUCAGCCUCUCCCUCCAAGCACUGUACACCAAAGCAGCCUCCCUUCGAACCCUGAGAGCAGCUCUGCCUACUGCCUGCCCAGCACCAGGCACGGAUUUUCCAGCUAUACAGACAGCUUUGUGCCUCCGUCCGGGCCCUCCAAUCCCAUGAACCCUGCCAUUGGCAAUGGCCUCUCACCUCAGGUAAUGGGACUCCUGACUAACCACGGUGGUGUGCCUCACCAGCCCCAAACUGAUUAUGCCCUGUCCCCUCUCACUGGGGGCCUGGAGCCCACCACCACUGUGUCAGCCAGCUGCAGCCAGAGGUUAGAGCACAUGAAGAGCUUAGACAGCCUGCCCACAUCCCAGUCCUACUGCCCACCAACCUACAGCACCACGGGAUACAGCAUGGACCCCGUCACGGGCUACCAGUACGGCCAGUACGGCCAAAGUGCCUUUCAUUAUCUGAAGCCAGAUAUUGCAUAAAUGAACUGUCCACUUCAAGUUAAAGCUGGUCUUGUUUUCCGGUCCCACUCCAAGGCUUGGAUAUGAGGGAUCUUCUCAACACACUGCAGCCUAAACUGGGGCAGUCCCACUGAGAGAAACAAGCUUGUUAUAUUCUCUCCAGUCAUAGCUUUUAGUAGAUUUUUGAAGGCUGGAAAAAGCUAUACAGAAGACAAAGGCCAAAAGCAAUAAUGAAUAAAUGUGACAUGCUUCAUUAUGAGUGGGUAUACAAAACAGAGCAGUAUUUAACAUCACAGCCUGGCAAACAUUCCAUUUUUUUGUUGUUGUUGAAAUUAAUGUGCAUUGAUUGGGACAAAUGGAACAUUUUGAAACUAAACUUAGAGCAGUUGAGCUCUGCGUAGUCUGACUCAUCUGACAUCCAGUGCUGACUUUAGUCUAACUUUAAAACAGCUCAGUUUCUGAAGCAAGGUUGGAAGAGCCUCUCACUGUACACACUGGAAAUUGCCAUCAAGAGGAAACGCCACAGUCCCUAGGAAGCUGGAUAAGUGUGAAAGACUUCCCGAGCAACUCAUUGGUUACCUUGCUGUGCUUUAUAAUCACCUUGUCAAUAAAUGUCACUCACAGGUUUGGCUUUACCAAGAGAAGAGAUCUUGUGUAACAUGAAACCCAGAUUUUACCUUUUUGUAUGUGUUUUCCCAGUGUGUUUUACCUUUUUAAACAAAUAUGGGAGACAAAAAGCCCCACCAACAACGCGACUGGUUUUUCAUAACUGCCUAGCAAUGUGCAAUACUGUGUACCUCACACAAACUUUGGGAUCAUCCAAAGUCAUAGAUAUAGAAUCAGAACUAUAUUUUUGCAGGUACUUUUAUUUUUGCAGUGCAUAAUUCCUGAUGAUAAAAUACAGAAAUGUUGCAGUCUGCUGGAUUACCGAAAUCCAGCUUGCUAAUCAUGACUUAAAGGUCAUCUUCAGGAAACAAUAGGAAGAAAUUAUUAAGUUUACAUGUUUUUUAGUGCUGUACAGGACAUAGACAGAGAUGGACCUGUAUUUGAGACAUCUGUUUAAAUUAUACAGCAAUAUCCAAUAUAGACAGUAUAAUUAUAGGAACCAAGGUUUACAAGAAGUUUGCAUCGUGACAUUUUAGAAUGUCAAUAAAUUUGUGUUUUGUGAUGUUGAGAGGAAGAGGACGAUGGAAGGUGGGAUUAUUUAUUUCUCUCUAUUCUUGGAACAAAGAGGGAGGCAGAACACAAAUACAUUCCUUUUAGAGUUAAGGACUAUGAAGUAGUGAGUUAGACUAGGUUCAGUACAGAGGUUAGUUCACACAACGGUCUUAAGGGUGAUGGAAAAAUGAAAUAUUAUCUUUGUGUUGCAGCCUCUACAACAAAAUGUGUUGUAAAAAAAAGAAAAACCCAAACAAACAAAAAAAUCAAAAAAAGAAAACAAAAAAGAAAUGUCUUUCAUGUAAAAAGUUCAGUAAAUAUUUACUAUUUAUAAUGAAUAAACAUUAUGAAGACUUUCAAAGCACUGAUGAUUUUGUCCUAAAAUGUAGUAUUGUGAUAAAUACAUUGAUACAUUUUAAUCUGAAUAUCAUGAAGAAAUAA
Molecule: messenger RNA, 2582 nt
Organism: Zonotrichia albicollis (white-throated sparrow)
Lineage: Eukaryota; Metazoa; Chordata; Aves; Passeriformes; Passerellidae
Source: RefSeq, a predicted model, not a curated record